CUCUAAUCUCGACGGCGGCGGCGGCAGCGGCGGCAGCAGCGGCAGCGGCAGCAGUAGACACCGCCUGGGGAGCUUGCGCCCAGCGGCCCGCGAGUCGGUCUCGCGGUGAAGAGAAGCAGGGCCAGCGAGACAGUGUCCGAGGGAAGGAGCGCAGAAGCUGGCUCCCGGCUGAGGAGGUGGACGGGGCCGCCGCGGACCCGGAGGAAGGAGGAGGAGGGGAGGCACUGAAAGGACGCCUGGAAGAGGAAGAUGCCGAGUACGGACCUUCUGAUGUUGAAGGCCUUUGAGCCCUACUUCGAGAUUUUGGAAGUGUAUUCCACAAAGGCCAAGAAUUAUGUAAACGGGCAUUGCACCAAGUAUGAGCCCUGGCAGCUAAUUGCAUGGAGUGUCGUGUGGACUCUGCUGAUAGUCUGGGUAUACGAGUUUGUCUUCCAGCCAGAGAGUUUAUGGUCAAGGUUUAAAAAGAGAUGUUUUAAGCUUAUCCGGAAGAUGCCUAUUAUUGGUCGUAAGAUCCAAGAUAAGUUGAACAAGACCAAGGAAGAUAUUAGCAAGAAUAUGUCAUUCCUGAAAGUGGACAAAGAUUACGUGAAAGCCCUGCCCUCUCAAGGAAUGAGCCCGGCUGCAGUUCUGGAGAAGCUCAAAGAAUACAGCUCUAUGGAUGUCUUGUGGCAAGAAGGGAAAGCCUCCGGAGCGGUGUACAGUGGGGAGAAGGAGCUCACUGAACUCCUUGUGAAGGCUUAUGGAGAUUUUGCAUGGAGUAAUCCGCUGCAUCCAGAUAUCUUCCCAGGACUACGUAAGAUAGAAGCAGAGAUUGUGAGGAUGGCUUGUUCCCUAUUCAGUGGGGGACCAGAUUCCUGUGGAUGUGUGACCUCCGGGGGCACAGAAAGUAUUCUGAUGGCCUGUAAAGCUUAUCGGGAACUGGCCUUCGAGAAUGGGAUCAAAACUCCAGAAAUUGUAGCCCCCCAGAGUGCCCAUGCUGCAUUUGACAAAGCAGCCAACUAUUUUGGGAUGAAGAUUAAACGGGUUCCACUGAACAAAGUGAUGGAGGUGGAUGUUCGGGCAAUGGAAAGAGCCAUCUCCAGGAACACUGCCAUGCUCGUCUGUUCUGCCCCCCAGUUUCCUCACGGUGUGAUAGAUCCUGUCCCUGAUGUGGCCAAGCUGGCUGUCAAAUACAAAAUACCUCUUCAUGUGGACGCUUGUCUGGGGGGCUUCCUCAUCGUCUUUAUGGAGAAAGCCGGAUACCCACUGGAGCAACCAUUUGAUUUCCGGGUGAAAGGUGUGACCAGCAUUUCAGCUGAUACUCAUAAGUACGGCUACGCCCCCAAGGGCUCUUCAGUGGUGUUGUACUCUGACAAGAAGUACAGGCACUAUCAGUUCUUCGUUGACACAGAUUGGCAGGGCGGCAUCUACGCUUCCCCAACCAUCGCGGGCUCACGGCCUGGUGGCAUCAGUGCAGCCUGUUGGGCCGCCCUGAUGUACUUCGGUGAGAGCGGCUACGUUGAAGCUACCAAGCAGAUCAUCAAAACCACUCGCUUCCUCAAGUCAGAACUGGAAAAUAUCAAAGGCAUCUUUGUUUUUGGGAAUCCUCAAUUGUCAGUCAUUGCUCUGGGCUCCCAUGAUUUUGACAUCUACCGACUAUUCAACCUGAUGAAUGCCAAGGGCUGGAGCUUGAACCAGUUGCAGUUCCCACCCAGCAUACAUUUCUGCAUCACGUUGGUACACACCCGUAAGCGAGUAGCGAUACAGUUCCUAAAGGACAUCCGGGAAUCUGUCACUCAAAUCAUGAAGAAUCCAAAAGCAAAGACCACAGGAAUGGGUGCGAUCUACGGCAUGGCCCAGGCUACAGUCGACAGGAACCUGGUGGCAGAAUUGUCCUCCGUCUUCUUGGACAGCCUUUUCAGCACAGACACUGUAACUCAGGGCAGCCAGAUGAAUGGUUCUCCAAAACCCCGCUGAGCUGGGAUCCUCCGUGGCCCCGAGGUGCAUCUGGCCUUCAGAAGGUGCUCGGGGUGUGGGACAGGCCACGUGGUUUCAACAUAUCUGGUCUUUGCUCCAUAGAGCACAACGAAGCAGACCAUGAGACAGCUUGAGCCUCAGGAUUCUUGUUUCCAUCCUUUUGUGGUUUUUAAUGUGAAGACUCUAAAGGAUUCCAUGAUGUAAUUAUUUUGCCCUUGUUCUAAAUGUUACCCUGGGAAUUGUUUGUUUUAACCAUUUCCUUCUCUAACCUCUCUUGCUUUCGGCUUCACUUAAUCACGGUGUGGCAGCUCUGACCUGUCCUGACUCCUUAGGGAAGCUGGGCUACAGUUUACGAGAUAGGAAAAGGUUUGCUUUGUUACCUCAGGCAGGUGGGCUAGUCAGACGGGAAGCGUUCCAUAACCGAGGUUUCCCUCGGUGGGGGUGAGGGCUGCUCUAAGCAGGAGGCUUCUCCAGUCCUCCUGUGUGAGUGGUUGGCUGUCUCAGGGUCCCUUCUGUUGCAGCUUGUGUUGUCUCUUGAGGACACAGGUUGACCAGCCAUUGUUCUUGUUAUGCGGGGCCGGCGUGGUCCAGCAGAUCUGCUCAGUCCACCCAGGCACGGUCUGGAGCAGUCGCGGGUCCUCGUCUGUGCCUGCAGUUCCCAUUCGAUACUUGGUUGUCAUCAUCUUUGAAGAUUCUUGUUGGAAAUUAUGCUCCCACUGGUUUGUUCCUGUUUCCAUGGACGAGGAAGAGAAUCUAGGACCUUCUGGGGCUCUGGCGCUGCCUCUCUGAAUUGGCAGUGUGAGAGCACACCUGAACUCUCUUGGGCUGGUGAUGAUCGGAACCAGGCCCUUUUCUAUACUUUUCUGAGGAUCAGAGUGGGGUAAGCACCCAAAUUCAGAUGUGUCACCAGAGUUGGCAGCAGUCCUCACCUCCCUGCUGCUCUGAGCCGUCAAGCAUGUUUGUUUGCCUGAGGGAGCAGCUCAAAGCACGUUCACAAAUUGCCUUGACUUACCCGAGGUGGGUGUGAGGAGCGCGUGAGAGAGCCCCCAAGGCAAGGAAAAUCUCUCUCCAUUAUGUGUUCUUCCUGCCUCUUCCCCCUUUAUUCAGCUCCCAAAGGUACGACGGCAGUUAAGCCUCAGGUACUGCAAGCUCCUCGGCCCUGGCUAGGAUGAGGUUAACUUUCUGGACUAGGAAGACAUGAUGGCAAGUGUCAGCUGUGGCCUAGGGCCUGGGAUUCCUUCGUAAGACUAGUUGCUCAGGGUGGCGCAGGGACGGACCCAACCCUGCGCCCACUCCCCACCCUCUGCCUGCCACACGGGGCGCUGAUGUAGGUUGAGCCGACACACCCUGUGCCUUCUUCCUCAACGGGGACGCGCUGCUCCUGACCCGGGCCGAGGGGAGCUGGAUCAGUCCUUGAGGCUUUCACCUGGGUAGGGGCAAGUCAGGAGGAACUUUCCUUUGUCCCCCUACCCCUCUCAGGGACUCCUGAAUAUUCAGCCUCUUCAGGCUGGUCUCCUCUAGACUUCUUCGCUGGGAACGCCGGCCAGGAGAGCCACGAUGCCCGGACUUCCCGCCAGCUCCUUGGCACGGUUGUCUGAAGUGUUCUUUAGCUCUGUACUUCCUCCACACUAACUGUGGCCAGCUGGCCGCGUUGUUGCAGGGCUGGUGUGGUGUGUUUCAUCCUGUCUUCUGUGGGUUCCAAGGAUGGUUCGGGUGUGUUUGUGUUAGAGGCUGAGAUCCUUCGGACGUGAGAGUCACGUUCCCCCUGGUGGCUGAACUGCUGGGCACCUCCUGAGAGAGAGACUGUGCAUGAACCGUCCCUGGAUCUCCAGUGCGUUCAGGUUGGAUAGAGGAAGUCCAGGGGCCCAGAACCACCCGGCAGGCACCACUGUGGUUUGUCAGCUGCUAAAAUGGAGAAGCACGUGCCCUGCAGAGUGUGCUGUUGCUUCCGGUGUCUCCCAGGACCUUCCUCUGUGCUGUGACAUUGCUUGGGGCGGUGGGGGGGUGGCACGAUGGUGUUUUUCAAAGGGACCUGCUAUUGCCACUUCAGGUUAUGAUCACGAGCGUCAGUCUAACCCAACACUUGUGGGCUUUCUAUUCUGUACACCUGUGCACGUGAGUAACAGUCUGGCAGAGGUGGGUGGGAUGUCUUGAUGAUGUCUUGUUGCUAGCAGGUGUCACAUCGGCCUCUGUAAAAACUGUACUCAUUUCUGGGUUAGAAUUAAGUAGUCGCAUGAAUAUACUGCCAUGUCACUUUUAACAUGACCAGUUUUAUACUUGGAAAACGGUACUUGCCUCUUUUAGAUCUUUUCUGUCUUUAACCUCCCCCUUUUCCAUCUCAAGGCUCCCUUCCUAAUUGCAGCAAUAAUCUCUUAAGAAGCAAUUAAGUAAUAAAAUGUCCCAAAUUUUAA
Molecule: messenger RNA, 4367 nt
Organism: Eubalaena glacialis (North Atlantic right whale)
Lineage: Eukaryota; Metazoa; Chordata; Mammalia; Artiodactyla; Balaenidae
Gene: SGPL1
Product: sphingosine-1-phosphate lyase 1
Exons: 15
Coding region: 250-1956 (568 amino acids)
Biological process (GO): carboxylic acid metabolic process; sphingolipid catabolic process
Cellular component (GO): endoplasmic reticulum
Molecular function (GO): pyridoxal phosphate binding; sphinganine-1-phosphate aldolase activity
Source: RefSeq, a predicted model, not a curated record